UUUCUUGCUCUUUGCUGUCUUAAAUUAUGCGUACAAUUCAAGUCUGUGUAAUAGAUAUUCGAUUCAGAACAUCACCGUUGUUUUGAGUUGUUUAGAUAGCCAUUUCAAGAUACUUAAUCUACCAACUCAUAAUUUUUAUUAUGUAGAAUCCCUCUCAACAACAAUGAUUUUUUAUGCUAUUUUCCGUUUUCUUGGGUUUGUAAAACUUGAUCAAUGUAAUCUGUAAUCUUACAAUAUAACCUGUUCUACAUUGUUCUCAAAUCUGAUUCUGUUUAAGAAAAACUAUACAGGUUCGUAGUUUUAUAUAUUACAGGAAAUAACAAGCAGAGUUGUCUUUGUGGAAGUGUACAAUCACAGAAAUCACUUGCGAAAAGCAAUAUGAUUCGCAUUACCUGAAAACAAAUUUCUAAAGUUAAAACUUCGAAACUGACGAUAGGUCUUAUGUAAACUAAACAAAUGUCAGUACAUGAAUACAUGAGGGACCAAGUAACACCAGGAAAUAAAAAUGAGGAACUUAAAAAAAAAAAAAAACAGUUUAAGCUUCAGCUCUCUUAUUCUCAUCUGCACGUUUGUCCAUUCUUGUACAAUAUCAAAUGGAUUACAAUAUAUUUAGCUGAUUGUAAUCUAUGUUCUUCUAUCCAUGCUUUCCUGUACAGUGCAUUCCCUAUCAAUGCACAGGGACCCCAAUCUAAUGGGAGAGCCCUGUGCUCAGAUCUUCGAGCAGCCAAAACAGAGAGGCAUGCGCUUCAGAUAUAAAUGUGAGGGUCGUUCAGCAGGCAGCAUACCUGGAGAAAGAAGCUCAGACAAUAACAGAACCUACCCAAGCAUUCAGAUUCUAAAUGUUACCAGGAAAGGAAAAGUACGUGUUACCCUGGUAACCAAAAGCGACCCAUAUAAACCGCAUCCCCAUGACCUGGUGGGUAAGGACUGCAAGGAUGGUUAUUACGAGGUAGAGUUUGGACCUGAACGAAGAGUCAUCGCUUUUCAGAACCUGGGUAUCCAGUGUGUGCGAAGACGAGAAGUGAGAGAUGCCAUAAUGCAGAGGAUUGCGCGAAGAAUCAACCCCUUCAAUGUUCCCCGGGAAAAGCUGCUACAGACUGAGGAGUAUGAUCUGAAUGUGGUGCGUCUUUGCUUCCAAAUUUUUCUGCAAGAUGAGACCGGGAUGUACAACACCACGCUGCCUCCCAUCGUCUCCAACCCCAUCUAUGACAACAGGGCCCCGAAUACAGCCGAAUUGCGAAUCUGCCGGGUGAACAAGAACAGUGGCAGUGUAAAGGGAGGUGAUGAGAUUUUCCUCCUCUGCGAUAAAGUGCAGAAAGAUGACAUUGAGGUGAGGUUCUUCACUCAGACCUGGGAGGCCAAAGGCUUAUUCUCUCAGGCAGACGUACACAGGCAAGUGGCCAUAGUGUUCAAGACACCCGCCUACUGUGACACCACCAUCACAGCCCCUGUCACAGUGCGCAUGCAGCUGCGCCGGCCCACGGACCAGGAGGUCAGUGAGCCCAUGGAGUUCCGCUAUCUCCCCGAUGACAAAGAUCCAUAUCGCUGUCAAGAGAAGAAACGUAAAAUUGAAAGCCAGAUGAAAUCCUUCUCUGGCUUCUCCCAAGGAGCCAUGAGCUUCAUGAACAGACCAAAAGCAGUGCCUUCACCUAGCAUGAUAAAUCAGAGAAUCAAACUCGAGCAACAAAAUUAUUAUAGUCCAUCCAAUCAUGGGGUGAUGCACCAAAAUCCGACAGGCUAUUAUAACAAAGCCCCUCCGUCCUGCUCCAUGAUGCCACCCCUAACAGAACCUCCACCGUCAGGGACACUCAGUCAAGCAUGGCCCAGUCCAGUCGCCAACACCACCAGAGCCAGUAAUGGAGUGUGCCUACAGCAGGUGAACCCAAGUCCCAGCAUGCCCACCACAGGGGAAAGUGGAAACAGCCUUCCUCUGCUGACCGCUACGGAUCUGGAGAUUCUUCAACCCAAUGGCCCAACCAGCAGCCAGCUUCGACAGGACCAGCUGAACCAGCAAAACCAGCAGGUCCAGCAAUCCCAACAGCCACCUCAAAGGCAAGGCGUAGACGGAGCCCAUAAUUGGUAUAACUAUGGCCACCAACAGCCUCAAAGCACACAGAAUGGGGCAACAGGCACCGGUGGGUCAAUGGGAACUGGCUACUUGUAUACAGGCAACAUAGAUGAUGAUUUAUUUCAAAACCUGAUGGGCAAUCAUGCUCCAGGCCUACCACUGAAACAGGAAACUCAAGGGCCGAGCAAUAUGGCUGUGCUGGGGCCCAGCUCGGACUGUGGGCAGUCCUUCACCGCGCUCCUGAACUCCACCACCACCAAUGGAAGUACCGCAGAGACCAUGAGACAAAUGGAAGCUGGUGGGCCCAAUCAGAGGGUCUCGCAUAUUCCGUACCCUGCCAGCAGCAUGGGGCAGGAGAGCCAUCUUGAUUCUUUUGCCUGGUCAUUCUUCCCCGAAUAGAGUCGAAUUCCAUAAGUGUUCAAGAUGUUCAUGAUUUUGUUCUUUAAAUAUAGGCUCUGAUUUAUGUUCACUUAAUGUAUUUCCUGAAAAUCAGGAGGGUUUGUUGUCCUGGAAAUACUGUACGUUGCUGCAGCCAAUUAGGUAAAGCAGUGAGAUUUUAUGAAACGUCUAUGUACAUAACAGUCUGAUGGUCAUAUUGGAGUAGUUUGGGACCAUUUGUCCACAAACGCUCAAUUAUGGCAGGGUAAUCGUGUUCCUUAACGUGGGAACUAGCAGGGAAUUGUCCCUGGGUAAUGGCUAUGUCAUUUUAAACAUGCUUCUUAUCCAAGGUUCUCAAACGUGCUGUUCAUAAAAGGGUUUUUAUUGGUAACUCGAAAGUGAUAUUAAGGCUUUAGAAAACUAAGACCAAUGUCUCAUUCUAUUUUUACUUUAUUUAGCAUACACAUGCUAAUUGUGGAGUUUGCUUUUAUAUUGCAUUUUCUGUGGGUGAGUUUUUGUAUUUUUAUCAAAUUAAAGUUUAUACUACUGAACAUGGAUUUUGUGAUUUCAUGUAUGUAAAUGUUUGCUACAUAUGUGGAGGUGGCCAAUGUUUGUUUUCAUUCAUACUGGUAAUUUGAAUGCAUCAUCUGUUUCUGUUUCACAUUCCAAAGUUCAGGUAAAUAAAAGAUUAAACUCUCUAA
Sinocyclocheilus rhinocerous is the source of this 3147-nucleotide messenger RNA. RefSeq names its product proto-oncogene c-Rel-like. Gene Ontology annotation, molecular function: DNA-binding transcription factor activity, RNA polymerase II-specific; RNA polymerase II cis-regulatory region sequence-specific DNA binding. Bases 641 to 2467 code for a protein of 608 amino acids. Gene Ontology annotation, cellular component: nucleus; cytoplasm. The transcript is spliced from 9 exons. Lineage: Eukaryota; Metazoa; Chordata; Actinopteri; Cypriniformes; Cyprinidae. The record is from RefSeq and is a predicted model, not a curated record. Gene Ontology annotation, biological process: non-canonical NF-kappaB signal transduction; positive regulation of transcription by RNA polymerase II; inflammatory response.